UGAGACGGAUCGUGUUCAUUCAUCUCCCGCCAGUUCCCGCAGGUAAAGAUAAUAAAAUCGAAGAUUUGUGCCACAUUUAGGCGUAAUUGACUGCAAACAAUAUUCGAGAAUCUUUCUUCUGAGGAAAAUGGAGAGUUCUGUGGAAGGGACCGUAAUCGAUGAGUCAUUUGCGUUUGUAAACAGACGUGAUGAAGGCAGACUGGGAAUUUACGAUGAUAAAAAAGAUCAAACGGCCUGGUGUACUGGAGAUGCAUUGGACGAUAAAGAUGGAGAUGAUGAUCAAUGGGAGACAUCCUUCCUCAUAAAUGUCGACAGGCUGGACAGCGAUUCCGAAGAUGAUAGUGAGGAGCAACUCAUGUAUCUGGAUGAGGAAGUCCUUGAGGAAGAUCCUGAGGACAAAAAGGGAGAGCCAAUCACACUGAGAACUAAUUACUUCAAGAUUGCUUGUGAUUUAAACAAGUAUUUGUAUAAGUACAAAAUCAAAUUCGAGGGAGAUCGCCCUGACAAUAUCACAGAGCUAAUCAAAGCCCAUUCUCACGUCAUUGGACCUUACAUCGAAGAGCGAUGCAGCCUGUACUGUACGAAGAAACCUCCACUGGAACUCCCCCUGACUGAUGCAGAGAAUCAUAUAUACCUGGAGUUUGUCAAUGAGUUGGAGCCCCAGGAGACUCGUCACCUGAGGAUGUACGAGAUUCUGAUGAAGAGAUCUCUCGAAGAAUUGAACUUCAGAAUGAUUGGCAAGUGCUACUACGAUCUCAAUUCACCAAGGAGAAUCAAGAAUCACACGUUGGAGGUGUGCCCUGGGUAUAUGACUGCAAUUAGCAAGUUCGAUGAGAAUGUUCUCAUCGGUGUGGACGUUACACACAAAGUCCUCUCCCGUAUGUCUGUCCUGGAUUUGCUGGAAAGAGCCAUUGAGGAUCAUGGACCUGAUUACAAGGACGCAUUCAGAACUGAAGUGAUAGGCCUGUCAGUUUGGACACUGUAUGACAACAAAAUGUACCGUAUCGAGGGAGUCACCUUUUCCCACAGUCCACUCUCACAACUACCAGAAGCUGCUCAACGAGGGAACAUGACGUACAAAGAGUUCUUCAGGGAGAAAUGGGGGGUCGAGAUUCAGAACAGCUCGCAGCCCAUGCUGAUUGCGGAUGAUACACCACGGUCAGGUCGUGGGAGAAUUGAGAAGUGUUUUCUUAUUCCUGAAGUGUGUGCAGUUGCAGGAUUAAUUUCAUCACUGAAGAAUGAAACAGACGUGAGAUCUUGGAUCGCAGCGCAAAGAGUAGUAACGCCUGAAACACGUAUUGAGAGAUUAGAAGAUGUCAAUCACCGCUUGCUUAGUAACCCUGUACUCCAGAGGGAGUUUGAAAUAUGGAAUAUGCUGAUGGAUUCAAAGCUCUUCGAGGUGUCAGGAAGGAUUCUCACACCUCAGAAAUUGAUCUUCGGGGGCGGUUGUCAGGCAGAUGUCGACAGUGAAGGAAACUGGUUGCUGGCGUACAAUGAGAAGAGUUUUUUCCAUGCAAAAGAACUUCGUAAUUGGGUCGUGGUGACACCAUCACAAUACAGAGUCGAAACUCAGGAAUUCGUGGCAAAAGUGAUGAAAAACACUCGUAAUUUCCACUUAUCCAAGCCUCGGUGGGUGGAAUUGACGGAGAUAACACUCGAGGGCUACGGUUCAACGCUCGACAGAGCAUUUUUUGAAUUUGAGCCAAAAGCUGUCAUGGUGAUAACUCCAGGACGUCACCCCGACAUCUACCCGGCAAUAAUAAAGAAAUGUUAUGAGGAGAAUUCAGUGCCCUGUCAAGUAAUCACCGAUGGAUGUUUCACUUCAGACGAGCAGGAUGAUUUUGCCAUCAAAGUGGCCAUUCAACUCAACUGCAAAAUGGGAGGCACACCCUGGACCAUUCACAUGCCUCUGAAGAGACUGAUGAUUGUUGGGGUGGAUGUGUGUCAGGAUAAGAAUGAUAAAAACGUUAAUUAUAUUUCUCUCAUUGCCACUCUGGACAGAGAUCUCACCCACUACGUCACCCUGACAAGUGCCUACGAGACAGAUGGACAGAAAACCUCGUGUCUAACAUCGCAUAUCUUCAAAGCUCUCGACAAGUUUCGUGAUGCCAACGACAACCGCCUCCCCUCGAGGAUAAUAAUUUACCGAGGUAGUGUUCUCGAGAGAGAGGUUCGACUCAUCACAGAGCACGAAGUUCGUCGCGUUCACGGUGCCCUCUCCAGGGUUUACGGUGACGAAAGGCGAUUGAAACUCUCGUACAUCCUCGUUUCCACGAAUGCACACAGCAAACUCUUCCAUGGGUCGAGGAAUCCACCCUUGGGGACUGUAGUGGACAGUGUCAUCACACAGCCUGGGCGGAGUGACUUCUACCUGGUAUCCCAUGUUGCUGAGGACGACACAGUGAGCCCCACUUAUUACAAUGUCGUUCAUAAUUCUGCUCGUCUCCCACUGGAGAAAAUCGAAAUCAUCUCUUAUAAAUUAACACACAUGUAUUUUACGAAUAGUCACACUAUUCGAGUCCCUGCUCCUCUCCAGUAUGCUCACAAGCUUGGAGCUCUUGUUGCUAAUUCUCUUCACACUCCACCAUACUCAGAAAUCAAGAAUCUUUACUUUGUUUGAAACGAUUGGUGAAAUUAUUUGAAUCGAUGCAAAAUAUCUCCUUUAUUUGGAGAAACAAAAUGUUCAUGAAUCAAUAUCUUCUGUCAUUAUGAAUUAUAAAUUCAUAGAAUAGGGCAGAUAAAUAGUAGUUACAGUACUACUAAUGUUGUACUGUAUUCAAACAAACUUUCCAUCUUUAUGGUGAAGGCUUUAUGAUACCCCGAGAGAUUAACAUACAUGGAUAAGUACUUUGUUUGAAACAAUUGGUGAAAUUGAUUGAAGCGAUGCAAAAUAUCUCGCUUAUUUGAAGAGAAAAACCGUUCAUGAAUCAAUGUCUUCUGUGAUUAUAAAUGAUAAAUUCCUAGAAUAGAACAGAUUAGCAGUAGUAGUACUUUCAUUUUCAUUCAGGUAUUUCUUCAUUUUAGGUCGAGCAUUUUUUACACAAAUAUUUAUUCCACGCUCACUAUUUCUUAAAUAUCCUCAACAUUCUGAAUUUUAUAGCGCAAGUGCAAUAUUGGUAAUUAAGAAGUGGCUGAGUCGAAAUAGAAUGUCGUAGUUUUAUGUUGUGAGAAACGAUAUGAUUCUAGUGGAGAGUAAAGUUGGAACAAAGAGUCGAAAGGAGUUCUUUGAAAGUGAUUUUUCGUAUUCUUUCAAUUUUGUAUUUUCAAAAUUCUUGCAAUUGAUGAUUUUUUAUUCUUUAUUUGUUGAAUCUUCUCAGUUAUGGGAGAGACUGGGAAAAAUUAUUUUUAGGAAGGGAUCAUUGAUCCGAAGAGCUUCACCAUUUCA
Diachasma alloeum is the source of this 3385-nucleotide messenger RNA. Its product is annotated as piwi-like protein Siwi. Gene Ontology annotation, biological process: regulatory ncRNA-mediated gene silencing. Gene Ontology annotation, molecular function: piRNA binding; protein binding. The transcript is spliced from 13 exons. Gene Ontology annotation, cellular component: P granule. The record is from RefSeq and is a predicted model, not a curated record. The coding region runs from base 128 to 2620 and encodes 830 amino acids. Lineage: Eukaryota; Metazoa; Arthropoda; Insecta; Hymenoptera; Braconidae.